GAGGAGAGCACCGGUCGUUUCGAUCUAAGUCGGAUAGAUCUAGCAUGAAGUAGAAGAGAAUUUUUCAGAGAAAGAGCGGGGCGGGGUCGCUUGGGGGAGAAAAGAGGAUACCGACUCGAGAUAUCGGUGGAGGAGAAAGAGGAUAGAAUAAACGAAAGAGCAGAUCGAUUGGACAUUGAAGAUUGAACUGUAGAAGAAUAUAGAGGAAUAAUCUAAAUGAUAGAUAAAAAAAAAGGGAAGAAGGCGAAGAAGGAGGGUUAGAGGGGAGAAAAGGUGGUCGAGAUAGGAGGGAGCUGGUGAGGUGGGAAAGGAAUGGGUGCCGGGAUGGGCAGAAGCGGCACGAGCGGCGGCUUUCUCGAGGCACUUCCCACGGGAACGCCGCUCCACGUGGCUAUGCUCGGUCUUGAUAGUGCUGGGAAAACCACCGCGUUGUAUCGACUCAAGUUCGACCAGUACCUAAACACUGUGCCCACCAUCGGCUUCAACUGCGAGAGAAUCCGUGGUGGCAUCGGAAAAGCGAAAGGUGUAAAUUUUCUCGUGUGGGAUGUGGGCGGGCAAGAGAAAUUACGACCAUUAUGGAAGUCCUAUACCAGAUGCACAGACGGUAUUAUCUUCGUGGUUGACUCUUGCGAUGCAGAACGGCUCGAGGAGGCAAAGAUGGAGCUGACCAGAACCGCCAGGAGCCCGGAUAACGCUGGUGUUCCCAUUUUGAUCCUAGCCAACAAGCAGGAUCUGCCAGGUGCCAAAGAGGUAGGCGAGUUGGAAAAGCAUUUAGGCGUCUUGGAACUAGCCGGGAUGCCAGGUAGUGCGUGCAUCAGAGUACAGCCGGCCUGCGCGAUCACCGGCGAAGGGCUUCACGAGGGACUGGACACGUUGUAUCAGCUGAUACUGAAGCGACGUAAGCUCGCGAAAUUGAACAGGAAGCGUGCCAGGUAGGCCAGGGCCUCGGAGGACUGCACGUGCGUCUUCUGAUUUUGUAAGUCGCGGACAGUCUCUCCUUUGGACACAGCCACGCCUUCCAUGGUGUCUUCUUCCUCGUCUUCUUCGUCAUGCUGCAAUGGCGACGUCCACGUGUUCGAGUGAAUGCACGUGCACACCUCCUGUUCAAUUGCGGACAAUUGUUCUCGUUGUGGAACACACCCUCGAUCUUUUGUUCUCGACGAUUGUUUCUUCUGGGCCGGCGUUGUUUUCCAGACGCUAGCCGGCCGGAUCUGUGUUUCACAAAAUGCAAGGCUGGACGGUGGAUUCGUGCAACCGAGAUCGAAACGGAGAGUCAUUCCAAAUGGGAUUCGUGGCUUUCCGUUCUUCGAUCUAUGAUCUUCUCUGAUCCACGAAGACUAGAUAGUUUUCGUCGAAGAAAGAAUUGAAGAUGCAAACUAGACUUGUAUGAAUUGGAUUUCUUGGAUUUAGUUGGGUGAUGUAUUUAAUAAGCGUGAUAAAUAUACGCGACAAAAACUGCCACCAAAGUUACGUGGCUGACUCUAAAAAAAAGAAAGAAAGAAAAAA
Messenger RNA from Heterotrigona itama, 1506 nucleotides. NCBI's taxonomy places the organism in Eukaryota, Metazoa, Arthropoda, Insecta, Hymenoptera, Apidae. The record is from the annotation of a GenBank genome assembly.